AUGAGUAUCCAACUUCUAGAACUCCUUCUAGAGCUCAACUCGAGCAUCAGAAUCCCUCGACACUUUCGAUACGAGCUAGACGUUCCUACGGAGCCAUUCCCCAGGGCAUAUUACCAAGAACCGGAUACUGUACCAAAACUCAACUACGACGUCGCGACUGCUCGCCAAAAACUCCGCGAAGCGAGGGUGAAGUUAAUAGAAGGCAAAAUAUCCCCAGCCUCGUGCCAACGACUUGAAGAAUCCAUAACCCGGGGCGACAAUUUUGCUCCAGCGCUUCACUAUACCGAACUCUUGAAAACACCACAUGCGGUUCCAGCGAACGGUGACCACCCAGGCCCAGUCGAAGAUCUAGAUUCUACGCUUGGAUUUCUGUCUCCGGAGCACGACAUGGAAUAUACAAACAACCUCGACUCAGGCGCAGGCUUCACUCGGACAGGGGAACGGCCGUCGACCGCUGAGAGAGAAAGGGAAAUCAUCCUGCGCAACCCCACGUCGAUGUAUCACUGGCUGCGAAAAAAUGAUCCUAGUGCCUUCCUGGAGACAGAAUCGGUUGGCGUCCCGGAGAAGCCGUCAGUAUCGACAAAGGCAGCAGCUACUCGUACCUCCAAGCGGGCGGCGGCACAAGCCUCGAAAGAGGACAAGGGGCCCGAGGAGGACGCUUUUAUGCUUGACUUGGAGCCAGAGGUUACAAAGGGUGGCAGUCGAGCUAAGAGGAAACGAGACGAAGAUGGUGGAUACCGUCCAAAGGGCGGAAGUAGCGGUCGAUCGAGGAAGAAGAAAGAAGAUGCCCCAAAGAGAAAGCGAACAUCUACUGCCGCUGCUGCAACGGCAAGCUAA
This is a messenger RNA of Uncinocarpus reesii 1704, 837 nucleotides long. RefSeq lists its product as uncharacterized. Lineage: Eukaryota; Fungi; Ascomycota; Eurotiomycetes; Onygenales; Onygenaceae. Gene Ontology annotation, biological process: chromatin remodeling. The transcript has 2 exons. Gene Ontology annotation, cellular component: Ino80 complex; nucleus. The record is from RefSeq and is a predicted model, not a curated record. Bases 1 to 837 code for a protein of 278 amino acids.